Molecule: messenger RNA, 792 nt
Organism: Fusarium pseudograminearum CS3096
Lineage: Eukaryota; Fungi; Ascomycota; Sordariomycetes; Hypocreales; Nectriaceae
Exons: 2
Coding region: 1-792 (263 amino acids)
Biological process (GO): vesicle fusion; intracellular protein transport
Cellular component (GO): endomembrane system; SNARE complex
Molecular function (GO): SNARE binding; SNAP receptor activity
Source: RefSeq, a predicted model, not a curated record
AUGUCGAGCGCAAGCCAGCUCUUUCUUCUCGCCGACCAUAUAAAGCUCUCGCUCCUUGAGCGACAGCGAGCAAAGAACCUCAACCUUGAAGGCGACUCCCAGGAUGGCCACAUCUCGCGAUCCUUUGACCAGUUCCGCGAUGGCUUGACUAGCCUCCGCGAGGAAGAACAGCGGCUCACCGAAGCUGGUGAUGCAACUGCCGCCUCGAGCCUGACAGAAUCCAUCUCAUCGCUUCAGAAACAACUGGACGACCUCACAGCCCAAUUCCGAGGCCACCCCUCCUCUUCAACAACUGAAACCCUCACCCAUCCCAACUCGGAGGAGCUCGCCGACGAUUUUGAACACGCAACCUCUACAUCACCGACCUCUCGAAAGCCAAAGACUGUCCGCUUCAGCGACACUCCACCUUCCCCAUCCACCGAGCUUUUCGGCCGUUAUCGCGAUAAUCCCGAUGACAGCGCAGGCUACCGGGAUGAGGCCCAGGAAAUGGACAAUCAGCAACUUCACCAGUACCACGCUCAGAUCCUUGAGCAACAAGAUGAGCAGCUCGAUCGCCUGGGCGAGUCUAUUGGACGCCAGCGCGAACUGAGCAUGCAAAUCGGCGACGAGCUUGAUAGCCAUGUUGCUAUGCUCGACGAUGUUGAGGCUGUCACCGAUCGCCAUCAAAGCCGGUUGGACCGCGCAAGCCGGAUGCUCGGAAAGGUUGCUCGUGGGGCAGGCGAGAAUAAGCAAAUGACUACCAUUGUGGUUCUCAUUAUCAUUCUUGUGCUUCUGAUUGCUAUCCUGAAAUGA